Kwoniella botswanensis is the source of this 372-nucleotide messenger RNA. RefSeq names its product vacuolar transporter chaperone 1. The record is from RefSeq and is a predicted model, not a curated record. NCBI's taxonomy places the organism in Eukaryota, Fungi, Basidiomycota, Tremellomycetes, Tremellales, Cryptococcaceae. The transcript is spliced from 7 exons. Bases 1 to 372 code for a protein of 123 amino acids. Gene Ontology annotation, cellular component: vacuolar transporter chaperone complex; fungal-type vacuole membrane.
AUGUCAACUCAACCUCUGCUUCAACGGACUGCUAAAAAGCGAAUCGCUUUACCAGUCCGAGUAGAACCCAAAGUGUUCUUCGCCAAUGAACGAACGUUCUUAUCAUGGCUUCAUUUCGCUGUAGUCUUAGGUGGUUUGGCAGUGGGUCUAUUGAAUUUUGGUGAUAAGGUCGGAAAGAUAUCUGCUGCGAUGUACACCGUGAUCGCCAUGGCGGUGAUGCUCUACGCUUUGGUGAUAUAUCAAAUGCGUGCUCGAUCGAUUAGGUUAAGGACCGGUGCGCCAUACGACGAUAGACUUGGACCGACCGUUUUGUGUGUCUGCUUAUUAGCUGCGAUCGUCACCAACUUUAUCCUCAAGGCGGUAUACGAGUAG